Molecule: messenger RNA, 1720 nt
Organism: Rhodamnia argentea
Lineage: Eukaryota; Viridiplantae; Streptophyta; Magnoliopsida; Myrtales; Myrtaceae
Product: abscisate beta-glucosyltransferase-like
Exons: 2
Coding region: 44-1471 (475 amino acids)
Molecular function (GO): UDP-glycosyltransferase activity
Source: RefSeq, a predicted model, not a curated record
AGCUCUCACUCUCAAGCUCUCCCUCUCUCCUGUGUUCUCAUCAAUGGCGGACGAAGUGGAGAUGUUCUUCUUCCCCUUCGUGGGAGGAGGCCACCAGAUCCCUAUGAUCGACGUCGCCCGCCUCUUCGCCUCCCACGGCGUCAAGUCCACCAUCGUCGCCGCCCCUAACAACGCCCUCUCCUUCCAACGCUCCGUCACCCGCGACCGAGACUCGGGUCGGCCCAUCUCCAUCCACCCCCCUCGACUUGCCCCCGGAUCCGAGCCGCCCGACUCCGACAUGUCCGCCGCCCCCUUCACCGACACCUCCAUGCUCCGGGAACCCCUCAAGCUCUUGCUCAUUGCGAGGCGACCCGAUUGCAUCGUCGUCGACACGUUCCACCGGUGGUCGGCCGACGUCAUUGACGCGGUGGGAGUUACCAGGAUCCUGUUCAAUGGGAACGGAUGCUUCUCUCGGUGCGCUCAGGAAUUAAUGCGGAUUCACAAGCCUCACGAGAUGCUGGAAUCCGAAUACGAGCCGUUUGAGAUUCCGGGCAUGCCGGACAGGAUCGUGAUGACAAGGUCGCAGCUUCCGCAUUUUCACAAGCAGCCAGGGGGCGGGCAGCCGCCGGGUCGGAUGCGGAACUCGGAGGAGAGGAGUCUUGGGGUUGUUGUAAAUAGCUUUCUUGAUCUGGAACCGGCUUAUGUGGAGUAUUUCAAGAAGGAGAUGGCGAAGAAAGCUUGGGUGGUCGGACCAGUGUCGCUGUGCAAUAGGAAUGUGGAGGAUAAGGCCGAGAGAGGGCAACAAGCGGCCAUUGAUAAGCGCAGUUGCUCGAGUUGGCUCAAUGCUAAAGAACCCAAAUCUGUUCUUUAUGUCAGUUUUGGGAGUUUGGCCAGGUUGACCCCAAAACAGCUCCUUGAGAUUGCUCAUGGCCUCGAGGCCUCGGGCUGUUCGUUCAUUUGGGCGGUUGGGAAAGUCUUUGAGCCCUUGGAAAAUGGCGACGGGGGCCGAGAGGAUUGGCUUCCGAGUGGGUUUGAAGAGAGAUUGAAGGAGUCCAGGAGGGGGUUGAUUAUCAGAGGAUGGGCACCGCAGCUGUUGAUUCUUGAACACCCUUCGGUGGGUGGGUACAUGACUCACUGUGGGUGGAACUCGACCCUGGAGGGUGUGAGCGCCGGCGUCCCGAUGGUCACUUUCCCGCGUUCAGCCGAGCAGUUUUUCAAUGAGAAGUUUGUCACCGAUGUGUUGAGGAUUGGGGUCCAGGUCGGUAGCAUGGAGUGGACAUCUUGGAACACCGAGCCGGGGCCGCCAGUGGGCAGGGAGAAAGUGGAGGCGGCUGUGAGGAAAUUGAUGGAUGGAGGAGAGGAGGCAGCGGAGAUGAGGAGAAGAGCCGGAGAUCUUGGAGAGAAGGCCAAGAGAGCGGUUGAAGAAGGCGGGUCAUCGUAUGGAGAUGCUGAGGCCUUGAUUCAAGAGCUCAAGUCUCGCAAGAAGGCCUAAGUUCGAAGUGAUCGAGUCGGUAAUACAUUUUCCCAGUGUACAACACGAUAUCGGCCUUGCGGGUCUGUGACAUUACUGCGCUUAUUAAUGACCAGCUAAAAAGGAAUUGUGUAGUUUCAGAUUAGUAGUUACCAGCUCCAGAGAAAGGAGAAGAACAUUGCUUCUAUGUAUUCAAUGGCUGCAGGAGGCAUAUUCUAUCAUCUCCCCGUCUAUAAUUAUCAAAUCAAGCCCCCGAAAUGGCAUCUUCAA